GAAGAGACGCGUUCUUUUUUCAGUGUAUAAAUUUUGAUAGAUGAUUUCAACUAUAUGAUUUAUACCCAUAUCAAAAUAGGUUAAAGCGAUGGUUGAAUAUUCUGAAUUGAUAAAUAAAGACAUUUCAGUCGAAGAUGCUAUAACUAGGAAUGUGUUGGAUAAACAAAAUGUCCUGGAAGAAUUCAAAUUGAACACAAAUCAACGGAAAUAUGACAAACAAUAUUUUUCAAUGUAUCAAUAUCGAUUCAAGAACUUAAAGGACAGAAUUCAUAUCAAUUCUUUAGAGAAAUGGGGUGAUGGUACUAAGAAAGUUGAUGGUCAACUUGUAAAGAAGCAAGAUAAGAUACUAGAUAUCACCAGUGGUCAAUUAUGUUGGGUUAUCGGUACUGUAUUCUGUGAUUUAAAGAAUAAAUUAAACAUUCUUCAAGACGUUGAAAAGGGUACUGAUGACAUUAUACCCAAUAUUCCUGAUAGUUAUAUUGGUGAUGAUGAUGAUACUUCAUUGGCAGUUAUGAUUGAAGAUGAAUCUGGUAGAGCCAUUUUACAUAAUGAAGAAUUUUUACAAAAGAAUAUUCUUGUUAGUGGAUGUAUAGUAGGUGUAUUAGGAAUUGAAAUUCAAGCGGGAAUAUUUGAAAUAAUGGAUAUUGCAUAUCCUACAUUUGCUCCACAACCACCGUUAUCGUUGGAAACUGGUAGUGGUAAUAACAAGAUAGCUCUUAUUUCAGGUUUAAAUAUUGAUUAUCAUGUUAACGAUAUCAAAUUAGAUUUAUUAACUGAUAUUUUAACUGGAGAAUUAGGCCUGGAAAAGGAAAGAGAUUUAAUUAAAUCCAUAAGUAAAUUAAUUAUAGCAGGAGAUUCUAUUAGACCAUUAAAAAUAAUUGAUAAUGGAGAAGAUUUUGUAACUACAAAUAAUUAUGGAUCAAAAAUUCAAUCUCGAUUUGAUUCCAAAUCAGUUGAAAAAUUUGAUAAAUUUUUAUCGGAGAUUUUACCUAGUUUACCAAUAUCAAUUAUGCCAGGGAAUAAUGAUAUUGCUGAGAUUUGUUUACCUCAACAACCAUUACAUAAAUCUACAUUUCAUAAUAAUUAUCAAUUUUUAAGUGAUCCAAAUUAUUUACAAAAUUUAACUAAUCCUCAAUGGUUUGAAAUUAAUGGAAUUAAAAUAUUAGGUACAGCAGGUCAAAAUGUGGAAGAUAUUCUCCGAUAUAUAAAUAAAUCAUCCGAUGUUAAUAAUGAAGAAGUUAAAUCAGAUAAGAUUUUAUCAAUUAUGGAAUCACAAAUUAAAUGGCAAAAUUUCGUACCUACUGCUCCGGAUACGUUAUAUUGUUAUCCAUAUGAUGAUUUUGAUCCAUUUAUAUUUGAAAAGGAAACUCCUCAUGUUUAUUUUGUAGGUAAUCAACCUAAAUUUGGUAGUGAAUGGUAUAAAUAUGAUGAUGACAAAUUCGUAAGGCUUAUUAGUAUACCUAAAUUUAGUGAGACUGGAGAAAUUAUAUUAUUAGAUUUAGAUAAUUUACAAACUGAGGUAAUUAAAAUCAGUGUAUAAUAUUUAUAGAAUCAAAAGGUGACUAUUAACUUCCUUUGAAAUAAGUAAGACAAUGUACAUACGAUAAAAUUCAAAUAUAGAAAAUAAUAUAAGAACAAAAUCCUAACAUAACAAUCAAAAUCUAGUACGUAAAAGUGUAAAUCAUGUAAGUUAAUGUAGAAAUAAAGUAAGAUUUGGCGUAAGGGUG
Molecule: messenger RNA, 1727 nt
Organism: Scheffersomyces coipomensis
Lineage: Eukaryota; Fungi; Ascomycota; Pichiomycetes; Serinales; Debaryomycetaceae
Gene: HYS2
Product: DNA-directed DNA polymerase delta subunit
Exons: 1
Coding region: 89-1540 (483 amino acids)
Biological process (GO): DNA strand elongation involved in DNA replication; DNA replication
Cellular component (GO): delta DNA polymerase complex
Molecular function (GO): DNA binding
Source: RefSeq, a predicted model, not a curated record